Molecule: messenger RNA, 2939 nt
Organism: Platichthys flesus (European flounder)
Lineage: Eukaryota; Metazoa; Chordata; Actinopteri; Pleuronectiformes; Pleuronectidae
Gene: aqp11
Product: aquaporin 11
Exons: 3
Coding region: 983-1798 (271 amino acids)
Biological process (GO): transmembrane transport
Cellular component (GO): membrane; cytoplasm
Molecular function (GO): channel activity
Source: RefSeq, a predicted model, not a curated record
CUUAAUGAAUUCUUUAGUGCAAGAUAACUUUUAGAAACAGAAAAUAAAUAUAUAAAAAGGCUGUUUCUCCUUUAAUCUAAUAGAGUUUCUGAGCACAAGGGAAUGAAAUAGACAUUUAUACAUUAAUACAAUAAUCACAUUAUAUGUAUCACAAGUAUCACUGUCACACUGACCAUAAUAAAACAUCUUGAAGCAAUUUGAUGAAAGUGAUGGAGAUAAAAUGCAUCAAGCUUGAUAAUUUAAAGAUGAAUCUGGGCCUCAGCAGUUUGAGUGAAUCUUCCAAAGGAACAAUGGAAGAAUAUCACUAUAAAUGUAUGUAACUUUGGGAAAUGAAUUCCAACUUAAUAAUAUUGCUCUUAAGACUUCUGACCCCUGGUUCUCACUACAGGUGAAUGUUGAGAUGUAUUUUUCCAUCAGUUGCUUUGAAUUUCACCUUUAUAUAUAUUGUUAUAAUGAUUUGGCCUAAUUUCAUGAACUUUAGAGGAGAUGCAAAAUUGACAAAAGAGCCUAAGGAAGGAGAAAGAGAAUGGAAAGAAGAGAAGAGCAGUAACGUUAGCAGGAGGAGUAGGGGGAGAAGGAGAAGGAGGAGAAGGAACAGGAGGAGAAGGAGGAGAAGGAGGAGCAGGAGGAGCAGGAGGAGCAGGAGGAGCAGGAGGAGCAGGAGGAGCAGGAGGAGCAGGAGGAGCAGGAGGAGCAGGAGGAGCAGGAGGAGCAGGACCAUGAGGAGGAGGACCAUGAGGAGGUCUGUGGAGCCCAGGCACUUCCGCACCAUGUGAGCGACCUGAUGAUGCUCAUUUGCUCCGGACCCGAUGCCGCAUCCUCCCUGAAAGAUCCGCAGAGCCCGAGCAGAUCUGAAGCUUCCAUCCGCCGGAGACAGCUACCUUCAGGGGGAGAGAGAGACCAGAGGCCGGGGAGGAGGCUCCAGUAGCUCCGCUCAUCACCGGAGUCUGUCCCCGCCAGAGAGCACCUGUCUCCCGGGGAAAUGAGUUCAGACGUUGCGGUGACUCUGCUCGUGCUCGCGGGGAUCGUCGGGCUCAGCGAGGCGACCCGCAGGUUGAUCACCAGGGGCCUCGCGCGCACGGCGCUGUGCGUGUACGCGGUGGAGCUCGUGUCCACCUUCCAGCUGUGCUGCUGCACGCACGAGCUGAAACUGCUGGCCGAAUUGGGCGGGAUCGAACCACGCGUCGCGCUCAGUCUGACCUACCUGGCCGCGGUGGUGCACGGACUCACCUUCAGCGGCGCCAUCGGUAACCCCACCGGGACUCUCGAGCACGCGUACCGCGCGAGGAUCCCGGGCGGCAGCGCCCUGCGGAGGAUCGCGUGCCAGUUCGCCGCGGCCGCCUGUGCACGAGCCGCGGUCCCGGUGAUGAGGGGACUCGGGCUGUCGAGGCUGCACGUGCAGCACAAGCUGCUCGGUUACCGGUGCGUGAGCCCGGUUCACGCGCCUCUGCACCAAGCCGCCGCCGUGGAGCUCGCAUGCGCCUUUGCGGUGCAGACUGCCCUCACGCACACGCGAUCGGUGGAUGAGAAAUACCGCGUGCACGCGAUAGCUGCGGUCAUCGCAUCAGUGGUUUAUGCAGGCGGCAGUUCGACAGGGGCCGUGUUCAAUCCGGCCUUGGCCUUCUCCACUCAGUUCCCCUGCAGCGGACACUCCUUCCUGGAGUACUGUGUGGUGUACUGGCUGGGCCCCCUGCUGGGUAUGAUGAGCUCGGUGCUGCUGUUUGAUCAACUCGGCCCUCUGCUGUCAAGGAACCCGACGUCUGUCCCUCGUCCCGUGGAGACAAAGAAGAGGACAUGAGCCUCAGGUUCUCUCCUGCAGCACAGAGGGACUCAGUUCACCGGCCGCUGACCUCAGUCCUCAGACGUUAGACACUGACACGCACUUUUCUUAAAAGACAUUUUAACCUGAAGGUUCUUGUUGGUCCACAGAGACGCUCCAGAGUCUGGAGUAAAUCUGCUGAUUGGACUGAACCACAGAAGGUUGAGUGAUCACUGGUCACAGAGCUGUCACGUCUAAUAACUAAGUUUGAGGAAAUUAAAGUUUGCAUGAGUUUCGUAAAAUGUAAAUAAAGAUAGAUCAUCUUGAUGGCCCCCUGGUGGCCGGAUGCAGUAUAGCUCAUACACUUCUCCACCUCCAUGUUUACAGUAGUACAUGAAACAAAUUACACAUUCAAUAAAUGUUUCUGUCAUGUCAGGUAGUUCCUAUCACACUGGGGUUUGGUCAUGUUUCGCAUCAGAUUGGUUUGAAUUAGUUAUUUGAUGAAACAGAGUGAAACGUAAUGAUUGACAGCUGAGACCAACUCCUGAUUGGUUGAGCCAGUGUAUCAGCGGCACCUUGAUGCUGCAGCGCCACCACCUGGUCACUGCUGCACAGACUCUGGCUCCACAAGAUGGCAGCGAUUGUUUCAGAGUUUGAAUGUGGGAGGAAGUGGAGACCUGUCGCCCAUAAUCAUUUCCUGUUUAUAGUCGGUAUUCUAUGAUGAAAAAGUUACUUGCCUGAUUUUGCCAAACUCCAAUCGACAAUGAGCCUAGUAAAGUUCUUAAUAUAUCUACUUAUGCUAAUUCACUGAAUAAUGGAACAAGUGAUAAUGUAUAUGUGGUACUAAAACACUAAAUAACUUUUCUUAACAAAGUGCUUACUAUUUAAUAAUAUUAAUACUUAAAGUGACAUUCCAGACACAAUGUAGAAGCGACAUGGUUUCAGAUCUGCACAGAUGAAUCCGGUGCCUUUUGAAUUCUUUAAAAACUGUAAAGGCAGAAUAACCAUUUGAAAUCUGAUUGAGUGACUGGUUUAUUUCAGUGUGUAAAUCAUACUGGAAGUCGGGCAGGAAUUAAAGAACCAAGAACUAUGGUUUUGUUCUCAGCCCCCCCGAAACCAGUGGUAGUAGUUUUCCUGUUUACAAAUAAACAGACACAGGUGAAAACAUAACCUUCUAACU